Vigna angularis (adzuki bean) is the source of this 2003-nucleotide messenger RNA. Its product is annotated as chlorophyllide a oxygenase, chloroplastic. NCBI's taxonomy places the organism in Eukaryota, Viridiplantae, Streptophyta, Magnoliopsida, Fabales, Fabaceae. Gene Ontology annotation, molecular function: 2 iron, 2 sulfur cluster binding; iron ion binding; chlorophyllide a oxygenase activity. Bases 84 to 1688 code for a protein of 534 amino acids. Gene Ontology annotation, biological process: chlorophyll biosynthetic process. The record is from RefSeq and is a predicted model, not a curated record. Gene Ontology annotation, cellular component: chloroplast. The transcript has 9 exons.
AAUCCUCAUGUUAAAUCUCCCUCGUCAAUGUCUUCUCAUGGUUCUCUUCUCUUCUUCACACCCACUCUCCUUUCUUCUCCGCCAUGAAUGCGAUCUUCACUGCUUCAGCUCUCUCUCUUCCAAUUUUCCUUAGAGCUUCUAAAUUUGACACAAGAAAGGAUUUGAAAUGUAGAUUUAAAGUGUUUGCUGUAUUUGGAGAAGAAGACAAGAAAAAUGCAUGGGGUGCGCUGUUUGAUGUUGAGGAUCCAAGAUCCAAGAUUCCACAGAAUAAAGGGAAGGUUUUGGAUAUAUAUCAGGCCCUGGAAGUUGCAAGACAUGAUAUUCAGUACUUAGACUGGCGAGCUCGGCAAGAUGUGCUCACAAUCAUGCUCCUCCAUGAAAAGGUGGUUGAAGUUCUGAAUCCUCUAGCUCGUGAAUAUAAAUCGAUUGGCACCUUGAAAAAGGAGCUAGCUGGGUUGCAGGAUGAGUUAGCACACGCACACAGACAGGUUCAUAUAUCUGAAGCAAGGGUUACCACUGCUUUAGAUAAGCUUGCUUACAUGGAAGAAUUGGUAAAUGAUAGGCUGUUGCAAGACAGAAGCACAGCUGAAAUUGCCCAAACAUCAUCUUCUCCCAGUACGUCUGAAAAUUCUCUACCUACAGAAAAGAGAAGAAAGUCACGGAAAAGCUUGAACGUAUCAGGCCCAGUUCAGUCAUACCAUCCCCACUUGAAGAAUUUCUGGUAUCCUGUUGCUUUCUCCAGGGACCUAAAGGAUGAUACAAUGAUCCCAAUAGAAUGUUUUGAGGAACCAUGGGUUAUCUUCAGAGGGAAAGAUGGAAAGCCUGGAUGUGUCCAGAAUACUUGUGCACACAGAGCCUGUCCUCUGCACCUGGGUUCAGUAAAUGAGGGUCGUAUCCAAUGCCCCUACCAUGGCUGGGAAUAUACCACUGAAGGAAAAUGUGAGAAAAUGCCAUCUACUCGAUUUCUAAAUGUGAAAAUAAAGUCAGUUCCAUGCUUUGAAAAGGAGGGAAUGAUCUGGAUUUGGCCUGGAAAUGAUCCGCCAACGGCUACACUUCCAUCUUUACUACCGCCUUCUGGAUUUGAAAUCCAUGCCGAGAUUGUGAUGGAACUUCCAAUUGAACAUGGUUUACUUUUGGACAAUCUUUUGGAUCUUGCCCAUGCCCCUUUUACUCACACUUCAACAUUCGCUAAGGGAUGGAGUGUUCCCAGCUUGGUGAAGUUUUUGACACCUGCAUCUGGCCUGCAUGGAUACUGGGACCCUUAUCCUAUUGAUAUGGAGUUUCGACCACCUUGCAUGGUUUUAUCAACCAUUGGGAUUUCAAAGCCUGGGAAACUGAGGGGACAAAAUAUCAGGGAGUGUUCAACGCACCUGCACCAACUUCAUGUCUGUUUACCAUCUUCGAAACAAAAGACAAGAUUGCUAUAUAGAAUGUCACUGGAUUUCGCUCCCCUGCUUAAGCAUAUACCUUUUAUUCAGUAUCUAUGGAGGCAUUUCGCAGACCAGGUUAUAAAUGAGGAUCUGCGGUUAGUGGUGGGGCAACAGGAACGAAUGAACGAUGGAGCAAAUGUAUGGAAUUUUCCAGUACCCUAUGAUAAGCUUGGGGUGAGAUACAGAAUAUGGAGAGAUGCAUUGGAGCGAGGAGAUAAACAACUACCAUUCACCUCAUAUACAUCAAAUACAGAAUAAACAGUGCUUCUUCGAUCCUCCAAUAAGGAAUUUUUCUUUUUGCAACUCAAGCCUACAUCUCUACAACACCAUCCGGGAACUCUUGUAUUCAUAAGAGGCUGUUCCUUUCCAAAUAUACUUGAGAGUCUGGACACCUUUUCACCCUUUUCCCUUUUUAUUUUUUCAAAUUCUGUACAGUGCCAAUCAUUUUUUACCUUGUGAUAUCUGCACCAUCUCAGCUGGUGCCUUAACCUCACCCUGGAACAAAAGGGCAUGUAGUAUGAAACAAUAUUUAUAUGCCAAUGCUAUCUAAUUUAGGGUUUACAAUUUCAGACA